Molecule: messenger RNA, 7291 nt
Organism: Lytechinus variegatus (green sea urchin)
Lineage: Eukaryota; Metazoa; Echinodermata; Echinoidea; Temnopleuroida; Toxopneustidae
Exons: 12
Coding region: 918-5498 (1526 amino acids)
Cellular component (GO): cytoplasmic vesicle
Molecular function (GO): protein binding
Source: RefSeq, a predicted model, not a curated record
UUGAUUGUCUGAUUUUAGUUUAUCUGUUAAAAUCAUGUUAUUUUCAAUGUGAAAAUUUAAGAUUAAAAAUUUUGAAAUUACUGAUGACAAGAUAAGGUGCCCUUACACUGCAUUAAUUUACACCAUGGAGAUGGAAGUCCUCACACUGCAUUGUGUAAAUGGGCUGCACCAGCUACGCAUUUCCUCUGAAAGGAAAUUUGUUUAGACGAUCCCUACUUCCUGUGCCUCCUCAGGGCUCCUGCUACCGAGUGACAAUUAUGCUAAUGAGCUGAGCUCACUGCGCUGCGCACAAACCCAGCUACCCCAUGAGCAAUCAAUUACCGGGCUCGGGAAGAGGUGCAACAGUGCAUUCUGGGUAACUGCAUUAGCAAUGCAAGGGAAAUAGCCUUGUCAACGCUGUGUGUACAUAGCACACUACCCUUCAUCCCUUUUACUCUCUCUGAUACACAGACAGAGGAGCUUGCGAUUUCGCUGUCUUGAUCGCAAGCCAAUUUUGUCUUCUAAAUCCUCAUUCGCCGCCAUAUUGUGUGCGUGCCGAACCUAUGUAGGCACACACAAAGCGAAUGAUGGUUUGUAUAUAAAUGUAUAUUAACUAUACAUAAUCAUCAUCGUUUGCUGUUGUUUUGCGUUUUUAGAACACUGUAAUCACUUAAUUUGUUUAAUUUGGAUUCUCUAAGCAGUGUUGGAGACAGGGCUCAGAAGAUGAUGUGGAUUAAUAAUCAUUAUUUUAGUGAAAUGAUCACUUUUUAGAGUGAAGUACAGAUGUCGCCGGAGUGGGAGAGCCGUGUUUUGUUUGGUCGAGUCCUUUCAUCGUCAUUGUGUUUAUAUCUGUCUUUUUUAUUGUCAUCCUCAUCUGUGUCUUUGUGCUGUGGUCGGUAGCUGAGCCACCUUCACAAGGGGCUCCCUCAUCCAGCGAGAUGCCAUCUGGAUCAUGGAACAACAAGGGUGUCAGCAUCCAAAGCUCUGACUUCACUGAUGCGGGAUAUGCCUAUCAGUCCCUCUACCAGCCUGUUGUCAAGGCAACCCAUCAAGAAAACCUCCAUCUGCAGCAGCAACAGCAGCAGCAGCAGAAACAACAGCAGAGUAGCAAUGGAUUCUCUCUGGAUUCUCACCACUUUAUGGACCUGUCACAGGUUUUGAAAGAGGUGGAGGAUGAGGGGAGUCUUAUUCCAUCGCCAGCAAGGCUGUUGGAGAGGAAGAGGCAACUCAGCGAGGAUGAAGAAUCCCCAUCUGAAGAGUAUACGAGCCAUGCUUCCAUCGAGCAACUCAAGAAUGCGUAUUCUAUCAGCCUAGACAGCCUUAAUGAGAACAAUGUGGACAUGUCCUGCAGGAUCUCUCAGGAUAGAUGUAGGAUUGACUAUGACAGUGACAAAACACCCACUGUGGAUAAGAGCUUUUGGUCAGAGUCUGAUGAUGACAGUCCAGUGGUGGAAGGUGAGGAUUCCUUCUACUAUGCAGAUGCUGAAGGAAAUAACUACCAUCAGGUAUCCACCAUCACUGGCUCAGUAUUAGAGACACCUACAAAUCUUAACACCUACAUCCAACCAUGUGAUCAGGACAUUGAAAAGGAAAUAAGAAAUAUUGGCGUUGUAACAGAUGAUUAUGAAUUCAACAAUGAACUGGGAGAAGAAUUUGAUGAUGGAGUGAAGAGCUGUUCAUCCCAUGAAGCAACAAGCUCUGCCUCAUCAGAAAGUCUCAGAUCUGCUUAUUCCUUGCAGACACCUGCCUUGUCAUCCAGUCCAGAGAGUUAUGAGAUGCUGUAUCGAAGCUUUGAGGUGGCCUCAAUGCUCGACAAAGAACGAAAAAAGAAUGGUGUGGAUAUAAGCGACCCACCAGAGGAAUCUCUGCUGGAUAUUCUUAAUAAGGCCUCGCCUAAACUACAAAGGAUGAACUAUCAUAGAGCAGAAAAGGGUGGCAGUGAAAAUAGCAAUUCUGAAGAGUCAAGUCCUUCUUCCAUAACUUCAGGAUCACCUGGAGACCCAAAUAUUUGUGUACAUCAAAGUGAGAGAAGUGAUCAUGACCUUCUGUCACUUACCCUGGAUUUUACAAAUAAUAAAGCUCAUUCAGCAGAAAACCUCAGUUCCUCAGGUGUAAUUACCUUUGCUCAAAUUGCUCAACAGAGAAGGAAGCCAGAACCCAAGGAAAUCAGAAAAGAAAAGAACAAUGCUCAAGAAAGCUUGUUGCACUGGACUGAGUUACUUUCCAUCAAGGGAGCAUCUUCCUGUGCUCAGGAUAUUCCUGGGGCAGGAGCUCCAUGUGACAGCCAUGAACAACUCUCUGAUGCCCCCAGGAGACCACAAUCACUGCCCAUCCAGCUGAGGCAUCUACAGAAACCCACCAUACGCCCUCAUGCCACACCUCCGCAUCUACCCAAUGGAGUGAUGAGGACUCUGAGUGCACCUGAGGGUAUCAACACAACACAAAGGACAUGUAGGUCUUGGGGAGACCAUGAUGAGGGGAUUGGGGAACUCUCGGAGUCUGAGGUUGAAGAUCUCUCCCCUGAUCCAGUGAAUGAGCCCACCUCAGCUGACCCACCAACUCAACAUCUCCUACACCCUGAGCGAAUAGAGUUUGGAGGUUUAGUCCCACAAAGAAGACAAAGAACUGCCACAUGGUGUGGAUCCAUUGGGGCCAUUAGGAGACCUUUACUUAGCAGCAGGGAGCAUUUAUCAGAUACAGAUAGCCUAGACUCGUGGCAGCCUCCCCAGUCUACUGAUAUCAAUGCUAAUGUUGCUUCCAAUGGACGAUCCCCCAGUGAACAAAGCAAUGAUGGUGUUUCCGCGCUAUAUAAUGCAAGGAGCAUGCCCCUGAAUACAUCUCUGUGCAGGAAAAACUUCUUAUCAAAUCGUGAUAAUGUGCAACGCUCGCGUAAGAGACACUAUUGUAAAGAUACCUAUGCAGAGCGUAUGUUACAGCAUGGUGGUGUGUUCAUCAGUGGAACUGAAAACAAACCAUUCUUGCUUCAAGAGAUUGACUCUAGUAGCAAAACUGGAGCAGCUUCAGCUGCCUCUAAGACACGCAGUCUGCCCAGGAAUCUUGGGGUCACCAGGAGACGCUCUGGUGGCAACAAUGCCGGUAAAAGCCGUCCCAAGAGCAUGGAAGGACUUCCAUCAUUCUCUCUGGGUCUGGAUGAUGAGAAGCUUGCUUCUUGGACGCAGGAAUUCGCAACACUCAACAAAUCCAAGUCCCAGGAAGAAAAGUUGAGCAACAGCUGGAUUAAUCCUCAAGCUGAAUUGGACAAACCUGCUGCUCCUGGAGUAUCUGCAGUGCAGCAAGAAUGGAAUGAAUCAGAUGAAGCAGACUAUGCUUCUCUGAAAUCUUCCCUUCUGGACAAAGCUCCAGACCAGCAGACCAAGGUGACAUGUGAAGAAGUUCAAACCAGCAAGGAUGAAAGUGAGACCUUCUCAUCCUCGAGACGCAUCAUCAGGAUUGAUAAUGUUGCUAAGGAUGCAGAAGUGAAGUACAUCAAACACCGCCCUCUCAAGCCCAUCCAUGUGGUAGAUGCAGAGCAUCAUCGAAAGAAAGUUCUUGAGAGACUAUCGGUCUUGCAGCCUCCAUCAAGUGCCCCUGCAACGGGAGUCCUACCACAGGAUUGGCAGUCCUUUACACAUCCCACCGCUGCCACCAAAAACCCAUCAACUAGAGGACAUCGCAGACAGAGAUCUGAUGCCACUGCCAAUACCACCUCUACCAUCUCUACCACUUCCAGUAGAAGCCAGUCUUUGAUUAGAAGGGAAGGCUUUUGGGCAUGGGCGACUGGCAGGCAACCUGUCAGGGCAAAGAUAAUGAGCAGCAUGGAAAGUUCAGGGACAGCAUCCACCCACCAGGGUGGUGCCUCUAGAGGCUUGAGGAAUCAAAUAAGACCUCUUUCUCUCUCUGUGGCCCAUGAUGACUGGGAUACCUUAGAGUCCAUGCCUCCUCAGGUUAUGAAGGUUUCACCAAGAGAAGAAGGGCAUAACUCCACAAUUGACAUCAUCCAGAAGAGAGCCCUUGUAGCUGAAGUGAACGCAGCAGUUGCCCAGCUUUUGGCUCACUUUUCUCAGGCCAAGACAGGACACCCAGAGGAAAAGGCCCAACUUGGCAACACAUGGAAGACCCCUGACAUUGGUCACUUGGCCCUUCACUACCUAUGCCCUGCCCUGAUGAGGAUACUUCAGGAUGGACUCCGCCCCCAUAGUACCAGUUUCUUGGUGGGACGUAUCAAGAACACAACUUGGACCAUCGUUGAGGCUACUACACAACUUGGUCCAGGAACUCGAUUACUUCAUGAACUCGCAUCCACCGUGUCUAAAGACAUCCGUCUCAAAGACAGCAAGUUAAGAACCCAUGCUUUCUUCCUUGGCCUCCUCAACAUCCGUUGUAUGGAGACUUGGCUUGAACACAUCAGGACAUAUCCAGAAUCCAUCAAACGUCUUUAUGAGCCCACCGCAUUUCUUUCUCUGAUCAACACUGCCCCUUUCCAGCAACUCUUCAGUGAUCUUCUUGUGGCUGUUCAGCCUCUUGCUCAGCUCCCCUUCAAUCUUGACCAUGGUUUUGAGUAUGGUUACAUUCAGGCAGAGAAUAUGAGGCAGAGGGAGAAACAGCAGCUUAUGGAACAGCACAUGGAAGGUGCACAACAUGGUGGACUCAAUACUAAUAGUCUAGUGGACGCAAGACAACACACGGAGGGAGGUAAUACAACAAGUGGAUUCCCCACCGUACACCUCUUUGGACGGGCGCCGAGACGGGACGUAGUGCCCUCGCAGAGGCCAAACAACACAGGCAUGUAUAGCUCAAUGACUGUCAAGCGCAAUAUGCGCAGAGUAACUCCAGUAGGGCGGCAGGAGUCUUCAGAACAGCCUACUAUGCAAGGAGGGCUGUUGAGGACAGUGAAUAGCACCCCUGUGGAGAAUGUAUCGGGUCAUGAACUGGAGACAGGGAGUGGUCUGAUGAGACCAAACCCUGUAAAUCCUCAGUCAAAUAGAUGGUCACUUGGAUGGAUCAAGGAGUUUGCAUCGUCUGUGGCUGCACAACAACCAGAGAGAACACCUUCAAGAACUGUACAGAGCAGUUCUAAGUAUGAUGUAGGGAGGAGGAGUAAGAGUGUGGACCUACAAGGAUCUAUGGUAUCACAGGGCUUCUCAGUCUCAUCUGGAUGGGGCAAGAUUGGAGCAAGCUUCUCCAAGAUGUGGAAUCAAGUGAUGCCCCCACAGGCCCCUGUUGAGCCCAAACCAGUCCCAUCCACUCCCCCACCUACCCCAUCAAUGGAAGAUGAAAUAAGACAGGUCGGUGAUGGUCAGAGCCCAUGCCAACACCAUUCACCUACAUCAUCCAAACCAAGCCCAGGGAGUCCUGUAAAGGCUCUCUGCCACCAUGUCAGCAUGACAGAAGGUGAACUGUGCUUCUCCAAGGGCGAUGUCCUCACCGUUGACAGACAGGUGGAUCCAGAUUGGUUACUCUGUUCCCAUGGUAACGAAUCAGGUUUGGUCCACAUCGAGUACGUCCAGGGUCUGGAAUGAAGGUCCUGCCCCUGACCAGCAUGCCGAAGCUUCUGACCAGUCAUGUCCAUGGCAUUGAAGCCAUGACAACAAAGAUCCAUACCCGAGGCCUUGAAGGCCUUUGAUGUGAUAAUGAAUGAAACUGAUGUACAAGUUGCUGUGUAUAUACACUCACCUUCAUCUUCAGUUCAGAAUGAGGUUAUACGAUGCUCUUCUGGACCAGCAGAUAUUGCCUGAUUGUCUCUGUUAUAAUGAGAAUACUGAAAAUGAGACAUUGCAUUUGUACUUAAUGCACAAUUAUACAUUAGUGCAAUCAAUUUAUCUGCCAUUUGACAUGCUGAAAAUGCAUUGAUUUUAAAGCAGUAAAUGUUAUAUGAAAAUAGCUAUAAACAAGCUUUAUGAAAAAUAGAAAUAUUAUUGAAAUUGCUGAAAAUUGCAAAAUGAUACUUAUAAAACUUUUUUUCAAAUACCACAUGAAUAUCAGUUCCUACUAUAAAGUUACAAUAUGGACAGAUACUAUACCAACUUAUGCAAGCAGAUGUAUAUUUGCACAUUUUGUCAUGAAUACUUCGUUUCGGUGCAAUUUUACUGAAGAAAAAGUAAGUGCUGCUUUUGUCAAAUUAUUUACACUUAUACCUUACUUGCUUUUAAGCAGUACAAUUAUAUGAGGAAGCUCAAAACACAAGGUGUACGGUUUCUGAAGGACUUUUUUUAUGCAAAAAAAGUAAUUCAGAGUUAUACUCAUUGAAGCAUCAAACAUAUUUGACAAACAACCAAGCAAAGCGUUCUAGAUAUAAUUUACCUUUAUUAUGUGACCAAAUUGAAUAAAUGCCUGAUUGGCUAAGAUAAUAUCUAUUUAUUGGCAAAUUGAUAUUGAGUGAAAGUAUAUAUUUGAGUAAUUUUUUUUUCGAUUAUUCAUUCUAAUAGACUUUCAAUGUUUUCUUUCCAUUAAGACAGUUAACUUUGAAUUUAUAUCUUUUGUAUUUACAAUGGACUAAAAAAAAAAGAAUGACUGAUUGCUUCAAUGAAACAAUUCUACUUCCAAUUCCUACAAAAAUUACUGAAAAAAUUAUAUUCUAUUUAAUGUUAUGUAUCAAAAGAAUGAAUCAAGAAUACAUAAUUUGCUUUCUACUGCCACAUGGCUACCUUAUUUCUUACAGUCUUGCCUACUAUGAUCAUCUCAGCGGAAUUAUCCAUUAAACAAAUUUGUCUUAGAAAAUCUAAAAAUCCUGUAUUUAUUUAAUAAAAAUAUAUAAAUUGUAAAAUAUGAAAAUAUUUACCUCUCUGUAAAGGGAUUGUUGCUUUGGUCUUAGAUUUAGCCCACCUGUAAAUUAUGCUUCUUUGUUUUGUACACUAAUGUACAUAUUCAUUUAUCAUUGGUUUCAGAAUAUUUAUUUGAAAAAAAAAAAUGAGUGGCAGCUCACAAUAGAUUGUUUUGCUUCUAUCUUGCUUGGUGUACUUCCUGCUCAAAACUCUUGGGGAGCUAGAAUGUUAAACAUUGGUAUUGGUAAUGUACAGUUUUAUUUUAUAAUCUUGUUAGGGUAGGAAAUUUUGAAGUGAAUCCAAGGGAUGUUAUUUCUUUUUGAGCUGUACUGAUGGCAGUAGGCAUGGACAAGAUGAAUGACUUUCAGAUAUGAAAUAAUCAUUUAUGUAAGAUAUUCAAUCCGAUUGGGUAAUGAAUAAAGUUUCUGAUGGCUUUAAAUUCAUAGUUACUAGACAUCUUCACAUCCGACAUGCCUUUCUGUUUCUGUUUGUGGUAACUCCCGUAGGAACUCGGCAGGACAGCAUUUUUGGCUGGUAAACGCCAAGCUGGC